Messenger RNA from Trichoderma aggressivum f. europaeum, 1641 nucleotides. RefSeq lists its product as uncharacterized. Gene Ontology annotation, biological process: transmembrane transport. The coding region runs from base 1 to 1641 and encodes 546 amino acids. NCBI's taxonomy places the organism in Eukaryota, Fungi, Ascomycota, Sordariomycetes, Hypocreales, Hypocreaceae. The transcript is spliced from 3 exons. Gene Ontology annotation, cellular component: membrane. Gene Ontology annotation, molecular function: transmembrane transporter activity. The record is from RefSeq and is a predicted model, not a curated record.
AUGGAUUCCCCCGACGAUAAGCGGCCAACAGAAGUGCAGCACGCAGAACACAGCCAACUCCCGGGCUCUUCUCGACGAGAUGGCCAGUCCAGUAAGAAAGGAGCCGAUCGCGCCCUGGCCAUCAUCGGCGACCAAAAGAUUGAAGUCUCCGAGGAAGAGAACCGUCGGAUUCUGCGAAAGACUGACCGAGUCAUCUUGGUCAUCUUGGUUUGGGUUUAUUUCCUGCAGAUUCUUGACAAAUCAGUGCUGGGAUUUGGCGCGACAUAUGGGCUCAAAGAAGACACGCACCUCAGUGGCGGACAAUACUCUCUCAUUGGGUCCAUCGGCCCAAUCGCCCAGCUGAUAUGCCAGCCAUUCUCGUCUUUCCUCAUCGUCAAGGUGCCUCACCGCAUCUUGAUGCCUGUCCUUUGUCUCGGAUGGGGCAUCGCCCAAACAUCGAUGGCGGCAUGCAACACCUUUUCGGGAUUAAUGGCAGCUCGUUUCUUCCUCGGCUUGUUCGAAGGCGGUUGUUUGCCUUUAUUCAGCGUCAUCACGAGCCAUUGGUAUCGGCGGGCUGAGCAGCCGAUCCGUGUUGCCGCCUGGUAUGGAACCAACGGCGCCGCUACGAUUUUUGCCGCCGCCGUUUCGUAUGGUCUAGGACGGGUUGAAUCCAAAGUCUUGAGGGAGUGGCAAAUAAUCUUUCUCUUCGUUGGCCUUCUCACGGUUGUCUCUGUGCCUUUUGUUUACUGGAAACUGGACAACGACAUUCUCUCUGCAAGAUUCUUGACCGAAGAGGAGAAACCAAAGGCAAUCGAGCGGCUUCGCGCCAACCAGACAGGUACUGGUAACCGAGAGUUCAAAUGGAAACACGUCAUCGAGGCUGCUCUGGAGCCCAAGACUUAUCUAUGGUUCGGAAUCACGUUAUUGCUCAAUAUAGGAGCAAGCGUUACCAACACCUUUGGCCCUCUGAUCAUCAAUGGACUCGGCUUUGACAAAUACAAGGCCAGCUUACUCAACAUGCCGUUUGGAGCUCUUCAAACCAUUCUUAUCCUUCUCGCAAGCUUUUUGGCUCAAAAAGCAAAGAUAAAGGGGGCCAUAUUAGCUGUCUUCAUGUUGCCGGUUGUGGCCGGACUGGUUAUUCUCUACUGUGUUCCACGAGGAGAUUCAAGCCAGGGGGCACUACUUGCUGGAUACUAUCUUCUGGCCUUCAUCUUUUCGGGUAACCCUCUCAUCGUCUCCUGGAUCGUAGGCAAUACUGCUGGAACGACGAAAAAGUCAAUCAUCAUGAGUGUGUACAACGCGGCUAGCUCUGUCGGUAAUAUUAUCGGCCCCAUCCUGUUCAACGACAGAGACGCGCCUGCAUAUAAACCCGGUUUGCGUUCGUGCCUUGGUGUGUUCUCAGCCUUGGUUGGAGUGAUAUUAAUUCAGUGGGCCAAUCUCAUUCUUCUCAAUAAGUUGCAAGCCAAGGCACGCGUGCGCAACGGAAAGGAGGCAGUCAUCAUUGAUCGAUCUAUGCAAAACCACUACCGGACAGCCCGGCAUCACGAGAAUGGGUUGCUUCAGCAUGAUGAGCGAUCCGGUGGGAGAGAGGAUCACAUUGGGCAAAACGCCUUCUUGGACCUCACAGACCGCGAGAAUGACGAAUUUGUGUAUAUUUACUGA